CGAGCUUCUGCCCAGUGGUAAAAACGGUGCUCGCCCUUUAAGCGGCGGGACUUCUGGUUAACGUCGUCGUCGGCCGCCGGAAGGGGAAGUUUCGCUGCCGAAUUCUCCCUCGCUCGUCCGAAUUCGGUGGCGCCACGUCUGACGGUCUCCGCGUUCUGCAACGGGGCUGGGGCGGCUUCCGCCUCGACACCUCCCACUCGCCCAGCGGACCGCGUCGUGAGGGGGCCGGGACAGGAGUCGGGCGGCUUUGCACAUCCCGGCCACCGAAGAGGCGAAGAUGUCGGACAUCGGGGACUGGUUCAGGAGCAUCCCGGCCAUCACGCGCUAUUGGUUCGCCGCCACCGUCGCGGUGCCCUUAGUCGGCAAACUCGGUCUCAUCAGCCCGGCCUAUUUCUUCCUCUGGCCCGAAGCCUUCCUCUAUCGCUUCCAGAUUUGGAGGCCGAUUACUGCCACCUUUUAUUUCCCUGUGGGUCCAGGAACUGGAUUUCUUUAUUUGGUCAAUUUAUAUUUCUUAUAUCAGUACUCUACACGACUCGAAACAGGAGCUUUUGAUGGGAGGCCAGCAGACUAUUUAUUCAUGCUCCUCUUCAACUGGAUUUGCAUCGUGAUUACUGGCUUAGCGAUGGAUAUGCAGUUGCUGAUGAUUCCUCUGAUCAUGUCAGUACUUUAUGUCUGGGCCCAGCUGAACAGAGACAUGAUUGUAUCAUUUUGGUUUGGAACACGAUUUAAGGCCUGUUAUUUACCUUGGGUUAUCCUUGGAUUCAACUAUAUCAUCGGAGGCUCGGUCAUCAAUGAGCUAAUUGGAAAUCUUGUUGGACAUCUUUAUUUCUUCCUCAUGUUCAGAUACCCAAUGGACUUGGGAGGAAGGAAUUUUCUAUCCACGCCUCAGUUUUUGUACCGCUGGCUGCCCAGCAGGAGAGGAGGGGUGUCAGGGUUUGGUGUGCCCCCCGCUAGCAUGAGGCGAGCCGCCGACCAGAACGGCGGAGGCGGGAGACACAACUGGGGACAGGGCUUUAGGCUCGGGGACCAGUGACGGAGUGGCCUCUGGCCUGCCCACCAGCCUCCACUCAGAUGACGUUUCCUCCCAGUGCCGGGUGACCUUUACCACCGAGUUCUAGCUAACGCUGUUGGACCUGACCCACACUGAAUGUAGUCUUUCAGUACAAGACAACAGUUUUUUAAAUCCUGAAGAAAAAAUACAUGUUCCUCGAGUUUCGUGAUUCUCAUUCAAGUCCUUACUGCUAAGAAGAACAAAUAUCAACUGGGCAGAUUUCGGAACUGACCUUAGUUUUUGGUGUCUUCUCUUCCUUUUCCAUCUGAAUCAUGGGUUUCGGCAGGUCCCACUCUGCUGGCACCAAGCUGGGUAUCCGGCGUUGGGUCACCAGACCCCUGUCCCGGGGGCUCUUAGCUCUUUCUCGCACCCGCGCCUGCCUCCUCCUUCCCCAGCCUCACACUCGCAGCUAGAGGAGAUUGCCCAUGAAUUGGUCCUGCCUCUGACAAGCUCGCUUUAUUUGUUGGCUUUUGCCAAGGCUUGGCCACAGAGGCCUUGUUCCCAGCGUUUUACGGUGGCAGAACCGUAACCGUAGUGCAGAAGGCGGACAGCAGAUGAAGAGCUUCCUCAGCUUUUGGGAUAGUCGUGGCCUGAUAUCAGUUGCCACCGUUUGCCACCUCUUCAGCUGUUCUGAUAAAAAAAGCACCGCUGAGUCAAUGAGGACCACAGAUCAGUAUUAAUGAGGCCUGAAGGUCCUUGCUAGGCAUUUUUUUAUCCUAAGUGAUCAAAACCCUAGUGGAGUUGCAUCUUACACAGGGGCUGUGUUUAACCGUGGGCAUAAUCCCAAUGCAUCUCGUGUAGGGCAUACUGGCUCUGUGUGUACCCAGAGUAGUGGAUUUGUAUUGUGCUAGAAAGUUCCAAAGCACAUUGGCCACAGGGAGAAGCUCUCUUUGAGAGGUGCCUGGGCAUUGAUUGAUUUGACUUCCUUCUCCUUCUGGGUGUAUGUUUAUUGAGUAGAGUGGAGGGAGAACCUUAAACCCUCUUUAAGUUGUCUUUUUUUUUAAACCGAGCCCCCAUUCCCCACCCCCAUGGCCAUAUGCUUCAGUUACUUGUGAGGAGGGUGCAGCUCCUCUGUAUGUAGAUCUUAUUUAGAAGCUGUUGUAAGCACAUCUAAGUGAAUCACGUGAUUUUGGGUGUAAUGGCUUUAGAAUCAUCUGUGUUUGAGGAGCUUUUUUAUUUCGAGUCAUGAAGGUACAUCAGACCAUCUUCACCCACAGCUCCUUUUUUUACAGGUGGGCUUUUUCCAUCAGAGCUAGGCUUGUCACCGGAUAGCUUUUUGAAGGCUGUGACGUUUCACACAGGUUCUUAUUUUAUAUUUUUAUUCUGAAAGCAAACUGCUAGGAGCAGUGCUGAGUGGCUGCCAUACUUUGAGUCAACUAGAGAAGGCUUUGAACAUUUUGACCAGCGGUUCUGUGCAGGAGACACUGUGUGCUAAGAGUAUGACUCUUCGCCCCGCUCUGAAGCAGUGACGUGUGUUAUUCUAGGAAGUGGGGAUUUGAAAUCCGCUCCUCGUUUUUCAUGAAGUUUGUUCGAGUGUACCUCUUCAUAUUUAAUUUAUAUGGUAAAAUAGGCGGCGGGGAGAAUCUGAACCCUAACUGUCAUAUGUUUGCUGUUGACCUGUGGCCAGAAUAAAAUUUACUUGUAAAAUUUUAGAAACCCUUCUUCCUGUUACAUCAUACUUGCACUCACUGUGCAGGAGUGGAGACUCAUUGUAUGUGUAAGAAGAUUCUCACGGUAAGUGAGCUAGUCUCCUACACGCUGUCACAGCAGCUCAACUGCCUGAGAGCAGUAGUCUUUCUGAAGGUUACAAGUAUUCCUUAGAAUUCUUCAGUUCAAGGCAAAAUGUUCAUUAAAUUCUUCCUCUUAAACACAUUUAAGAAGCUGAUAAUUUUUAUUAAUUUUGUCUGGAUUACCUAUCUUUGGGGAAUAACUUUAGCUAAGCAAGCUAUUUGAGAUUUGAUUUGGCAAGGCAAGACAUGACAGCAGAUUCUCUUUGUGAAAGAAAAUAAAUCCUAAUUUUGUAUAGAGAAAUUCCCGUUUUGUAACUAAUCCUUUUUAUUGGUAAGAAUUGUAAAUUAAAAUGUACAGCUUCA
This is a messenger RNA of Aethalodelphis obliquidens (Pacific white-sided dolphin), 3144 nucleotides long. It is a transcript of the gene DERL1, whose product is annotated as derlin 1. The transcript has 8 exons. NCBI's taxonomy places the organism in Eukaryota, Metazoa, Chordata, Mammalia, Artiodactyla, Delphinidae. Bases 278 to 1033 code for a protein of 251 amino acids. The record is from RefSeq and is a predicted model, not a curated record.